ACCCACCGAAGAAACUACCUCACCGAAUCCAAAUUCUCUUUUUCUUGUAUCGCUCUAAUUCCCCAAAUUCCGGUUUUUUCCUUUUUGUUUCCCAGAUCCCGUCGUUGAACCCACUUUUUCCCUCCCUUUCUCAGGAAAAUUUCCGAUUUUCUCGAGAAAGUGAAACGGAAUUAUGAGCUUUCAGGACAUCGAGGCUGGCCGGUCCUUCGGUUCCAGGCGCGGGUUGACCAAUGGGAAGCAAGACCCUACGCAAGCGGUGGCCGCCGGAAUAUUCCAGAUCAACACCGCCGUCUCCACCUUCCAGAGACUCGUCAACACCCUCGGAACCCCCAAAGACACCCCUGAACUCCGCGAGAAGCUCCACAAGACGAGGCUUCAUAUUGGGCAAUUGGUGAAGGAUACAUCAGCUAAACUUAAGCAAGCAAGUGACAUUGAUCACCAUGCUGAAGUUAACGCAAGCAAGAAGAUCGCAGAUGCUAAACUUGCAAAAGAUUUUCAGGCAGUUUUGAAAGAGUUUCAGAAGGCACAACGUCUUGCAGCUGAGAGAGAAACAGCAUACACUCCUUUUGUUCCACAAGCAGUCCUUCCUUCAAGCUAUACGGCUAGCGAGUUAGAUGUUGGUUCUGAUAAGUCAGCAGAACAGCGUGCCCUACUUGUGGAGUCAAGGAGGCAGGAGGUUUUAUUCUUAGAUAAUGAGAUUGCCUUCAAUGAGGCUAUCAUUGAGGAAAGGGAGCAAGGCAUUCAAGAAAUACAACAGCAAAUUGGUGAAGUUAAUGAAAUCUUCAAAGAUCUUGCUGUGCUUGUCCAUGAGCAAGGAACCAUGAUUGAUGAUAUUGGCUCCAACAUUGAGAACUCCCAUGCAGCAACAGCACAAGCAAAAUCUCAACUUGCAAAAGCUUCAAAAACCCAAAGAUCAAAUUCAUCUUUGACAUGCUUGCUUUUGGUGAUAUUUGGGAUUGUGCUUCUCAUCGUGAUCAUAGUUCUUGCUGCUUAGUCAAAGAUUGUAUCAAUUCCGUUAUGGAGCAAAUGCAUAUAUACGGAGCAGCAGAUAGCGUCUCCCUUGAUGAUGUCACUUGAUUGGUGUUUUACCGGGUCUGGUGGUUGACUGGAGUUUGUUGCAUCUGAUUUCAGUACAUGAUGUGGGAAUUCACAUAAUUUUGUUGUGGGGUGUUAUGUUCUCUCUCUGUGUUAGUCUUUGGGAUUUUAAGGAUGUGUCACGAAUUAUGGUGUAUGUUCUCUCCUAGUUUGUUUAAUUAAAAAGUAUCAAUUCUUUGAUUUUCCUUUACUUGUAAAUGCAACACUAAAACUGGCUUGCGGUGCUGACUCUUCAGUCUUCAGCAAAACCUUCGAAUAUCAUAAUCUGUUUCCUUUA
This is a messenger RNA of Cajanus cajan (pigeon pea), 1372 nucleotides long. RefSeq names its product syntaxin-22. The record is from RefSeq and is a predicted model, not a curated record. Gene Ontology annotation, molecular function: SNAP receptor activity; SNARE binding. Gene Ontology annotation, cellular component: SNARE complex; membrane; endomembrane system. Lineage: Eukaryota; Viridiplantae; Streptophyta; Magnoliopsida; Fabales; Fabaceae. Gene Ontology annotation, biological process: vesicle fusion; intracellular protein transport; vesicle-mediated transport.